Iphiclides podalirius (scarce swallowtail) is the source of this 210-nucleotide messenger RNA. The record is from the annotation of a GenBank genome assembly. Lineage: Eukaryota; Metazoa; Arthropoda; Insecta; Lepidoptera; Papilionidae.
AUGCCCCAAUGUUCAAACGACAAGGAAACAAACCGAGUGCGGGGCGGGGUAAAAGUGCAAUAUUACGAGCACAAGCGGCUGGUCGGGGCCGGGCGGGUGGACGUGGUGGGGGGCACAGAGGAGGCUGGCAGGGAGGUUCAGGACCAUCCCGUCGUUAAUAUCUUGUUUUAUCCAACAACUAGCUUUAUCAUACAUUUUAACAGUAGACUG